Molecule: messenger RNA, 4812 nt
Organism: Sebastes umbrosus (honeycomb rockfish)
Lineage: Eukaryota; Metazoa; Chordata; Actinopteri; Perciformes; Sebastidae
Gene: iglon5
Product: IgLON family member 5
Exons: 8
Coding region: 654-1661 (335 amino acids)
Cellular component (GO): neuron projection
Source: RefSeq, a predicted model, not a curated record
GAAACCGGUGCAACCGUAAAUCCCGCCUCCUUCCUCUGCAGCCGGUGAUUGGGAGAGAGAGGAGCGAUCCUUGAACUGCCAAUCAUGCGCUUCUCUUGUGCGCGUCGCGUCCACUGCUGCUGCUGCUGCGACGCGCAGAGCGACGAGACGCGCUGCGCUGCAGACCGACAGAGACACACUGAGACACACUGAGACACACUGGAGCAGCUAAUUACGCACAAGUGUUGGCUGGUCAGGACGCGCGGACUCCAUCCUGUUCUCUGACAUAAUAAAAAAUACAAAAAACAUUUUUUUUGUGCAAGUCAUUGGACAGUUUAUACCUUUUUCUUCUCAUGCAUUUUCUAAAAGAUUUUCCUCCAAGGCACUAAGAAGAGAAACUAAGUGCGUCUGGGAUAUUUUUUUCUUGCUCUGAUAUUUUUCUGUCUCUCUCUUCGUCAUCAGAAGGAAAAAAGUGGAUAAGACGGAUGUUUUCGUCCAGUCACACGUUGGACUACUGCUGUUGACAUUCAUCCACUGGCUCGCUUCUUUUUAUAUAUAUAUAUAUAUACAGAUAUUCCCACUGCAUAUUGCGCCACCGUACAGGAGGAAUACCAAGGCAUCUAUCUAUCAGGCUGCGAAAACAAGCAGAGAAAUCAAUCACACACAACUCCAUCAUGGGCUGCCUCCUCUUGCGGAACGCGUUCGCUGCUGGUUUCAUCCUUGUUGUUCUGCUGUCGAAAGCGUCCAGCGUGCACGGAGCAGAAUUCGGACACCUGCCGGACAACAUUACAGUCUUGGAAGGAGAAAGCGUCACUUUGAGAUGUCGGAUCGACGAGGAGGUGACCCACAAGGCCUGGCUGAACCGCUCUAACAUCCUGUUCACGGGGACGGACAAGUGGUCGCUGGACAAACGUGUGACGCUGGCCAACAGCAACAACAGUGACUUCUCCAUCCACAUCGACAAGGUGCAAAUAACCGACGAGGGGCCCUACACUUGCACCUUCCAGGCCAACAACAAGCCCCGCAUCGCCCACGUCUACCUCAUCGUCCAAGUGCCGGCCAGAAUCGUCAACAUCUCCAAAAACGUGUCGGUGAACGAAGGAGAGAAUGUAAACCUCUACUGUCUGGCGGUGGGUCGACCUGAGCCCACAGUCACCUGGAAAGACCAGAAAUAUGGGCUAGUGAGUGACGGCGAGUUCUUGGACAUCACAGAGAUCAAGAGGCAGCAGGCCGAGGACUACGAAUGCAUCACCAACAAUGGAGUGGCUCCACCCGAUCAGCGCAAGGUCAAGGUCACGGUCAACUACCCUCCCAUGAUCACAGACAUGAAAAACAUGCCAGCUCAUUUGGGUAAGACGGCCAUAUUGCGCUGCGAAGCCAUGGCGGUCCCACCAGCCGUCUUCGAAUGGUACAGAGAUGACCACAGGCCGGUAGAGAGUGACAACACCCUGAGGAUCAAAAACGAGAAGACGCGCUCGCUGUUGCUGUUCACCAACGUGACAGAGAAACACUUUGGCAACUACACCUGCUUCGCCUCGAACCGUCUGGGGGCUUCCAACGCCAGCAUGCUGCUGUUUCGACCGGGCGCCAUACAGGGCCGAGGGACCGCUUUACGUGCCGGGAUGAGUGUCGGCGUGUGUGUUUGGGUUUCCCUCUCUGCUGUUCUUCUGCUGAAGGUGUAAAGAUCGAGCUCCACCUGGAAUCGUCCCCUAAACGUCCCCCCCGUCCCCGCCCGCCCUUUACCCCCCCUCCUCUUCCUCCCCCCCCCCCCCCCCCCCCCCCCCCCCUCCUCUACGGAAGGAAGAAGGAAAUUAAAUUCUUUAAUUACGAACCCAUCACUGUGAACAAAAAGAAUAUGCAUUAUUCCAGGAGCCAUUGAAUCAUUGCAUCAAACACACGACCACAUUACCCCCCAACCACCCCCCACCCCCCCCCCCCCCACCCCCACCCCUAAAACCCCCCGCACCCUCAAUUCAAUUUCGAGGUCAAACCAUUGUCAUCAUCUUUUCCUCCCCCUCUCUCUCUCUCUCUCUCACACACACACAGUCUGUCUCUCUCUUUCUGUCUCCCAGAAUGCCUUGCAGAUUAGUCUGACUCGGUACUUCCCUCCUCACCUCGUUUCCCCUCAUUAUCUCCACCGGGCUGAGGUUGAUAAAGAGUGUAUAUUAACGAUUAUUGUGUCGGUGAUCAAUGAGAAAAACAGAUAAUCUAACAAGUGGACGAUCAUUUAUGUAAUAUACUACAUAGACUAAUGACUGACCUACAAUGUUUGCCUUAUGGAAAUGAUACAUAAAAUCUCAAUAUUAUGGUGGAUAUUUAUAGAAAUUAUAGUUCUAAUGUGGUACUGACGGUCAUGUGACCUUUUGGAAAUUGUUCAACUGGUGGCCAUGUGAAGUGUCACCCUCUGAUCUCACACACACACACACACACACACACACACACACACACACAAACACACGUGUAUGGCUUUUUGAUUUUAACUGUGUAGCAGUGAAGCUGCUAUGAAUGAUGUCAAAAUGUAUAAAAAAGGGUGGGUGGUGACGGCGUCAGUCUUAACUCCCCCUUUAUGUAAUUUGGGGGGUUUAUACCAAGGUUUCGCAUGUAGACCCCCUCACUACCCAAACCUUUUUACCCCCUCCCUCCGCCCCUCUGUUCAACGUGCUCUGUCUAGUCGCCCUUCGCAUCGCUUUAGUGUUCUCUGCUCCGUGUCACCCCUCCUCCUCCUCCUCUUCCUCCCUCCGUCUUCCUCCCUCCCCAGUGUAAAUAUAUGCAGUGCAGAGGCCACGCCGGCGACCUCAAGUCGCCCGGCGCCGAACGACAUCUCCCAUCAGCCUCGACUCCGCUCCAGUCUUCUGAAGCAGCAAGAGACUGUCCAAGUGACAACAAUAUCUUCUGUUUCAAAGCUGCGACUCCGUCCUCUUUGUCGCUUGUUGAUAGCAUGUACCGGUUAGAGAUGUUCCUGUUGUGAGUCCAUACUCCCUUCACUCCCUCUCCUCUCCUCUCCUCUCCUCCCUCCCCGCACUGUGUCUGUUUUUCUCUGCAAGGUUACCUGCUUUUACUUUUUUGGUGUUAAUAAUAGUACAGAUGAUGAUGAUGUUAAUAAGUAUUUGAAUAACUAUGAAUAGUAAUUCCAUGUGAGAAAAAAAAAAGAUCAAAAUCUGAUGGUAAUGAGCCGUGCGUGGGGGAAAAUAAUUUUUGUACUUUACUCUGAGAAGUCACACACAUUGAACGACUACAACGAAAAAACAAACGACAACAAAAAAAAAAAGACAUGUAAAGUUUUCGAAGUGAUGUGCUCUAUUUUGCCAUGACAAGCUUUUUAAAAACGCAUUUGAAACAGCCUGAGGGAUUAUUUCAUCCAAGUCCAGAAGCAGUGAAUGAUGAUGUAAUUUAUAAUUUGUAACACUUGUAUGUAUUGGACUACUUUGUUUUGUCAUGCUGUCAACUGCAUCACACAUUUACAGCGUACCUGUCCAGUUAUCAUAGUGUGUCUCUCUCCGACCAGCUAGAUAAAUGAUUUGGAUCCGUGUCAGUCUCCGAUCGUUGCUGUGAGUCGGUUCUUGUUCGGCCAGACCGCGGGGAGAUAAAGAUGUAAUUAGCCAUCACCUGUGGCUGGCUAAGUGAAAGAGCCUGGGCUCCACCUGUCCCUCCUGCCAGCCUGUGAUGGCCCCCAUAAAUCAAGCUCAUACCUGCCACUGACAGGAAUCCUCUUCAAGGACAGCCUCGCCUUGGUGCACCAGUCCUCCCUCCGGUGUGUACCUGUGACAUGCAGGCAUGGGCACUACAAAAACCCCAAGGCACAAUUAUCCAUCCGCUACCCCCGCACAGCACAAACAGUGGGAGGUAAGCCCAUAUUUCAAUAUGGUGGCACUCGUUUCUCCACUGAAACACUGCUCCACUCACAUGCAGCGACUAUAUGCAAAUUUGCCAUAACGAGCCUGCAUGGAGAGAUGAGUUUACCCCCGCUGAACCCUGACUACUGCGACCUUAAAGGGGAAUUACUCCGUAUUGAAUCAAUUGUCUGAAUGUGUUUUGUUUGUUUCAAACCAGCAAUAACCCCCUAACUCUACUGUGCAAGAGGUAUCCGAUAUGGUUAAAGCUGUGGUGUAAUAUCUGAAAAGAUUACAUUAACAAGGUAUAUCAAAUAAGUCUGUUGUUGUACUUUUACUGUGUACAGUACUCUGAAAUGAUUGUGAAGCUCUGUUUAAAUGGCCCUUAAUCUAAAACACUACAUGUUGUACUCAAAAAGUCUUGCCCUCUGCAGUGUAGUCGGGUCGUCCGUGUGACAGAACACACUGUUUGUGCAUGCGUCUUGUUGCUCCGAAAAUAAUGACGGAUUCCAUUUCAAGCACAAGAGCAGGUCGUUUGGUCAGUGCUUCUUUUUUUCUGUCACUUUUCAAUCCUCUCGGUCUUUCAUGCUGCCUUUUUUUUUCUUCUUCUUCUUCUUCUGUUUCCCACUCAAAUACUGUACACUGUUCCAUGUCAUCGUCCCACUGGGUUUGUCAGUGGCAUAUAACAUCUGUAUGUACAUAAUCUGUCCUUGAUGAAGAAAAAAGAACAAAAAAUAGAAGAAAACAUCAACAAAAAAAAAACACGGACAAAAAAAUAACAUACUGUCAUGUUUCUUAAUGUGGGUUUGAAAAAAAGCACGUCAAUGUUCGUGUGUGGGUGGAUUUUGAAAAAAAAAAAAAGAAAAGAAAAAAGAAACAAGCAAACAUUGUAUGUUGUGUUCAGGGUUGAUGGGUAAAGGGUUAAAACUGGAGGGGAAUAAUUCGGGCAAUAUGACUUGAAAUCGUGGAGUGAUGAUAAACAGAAUGUGGGCAUUUGUACAAA